Protomyces lactucae-debilis is the source of this 943-nucleotide messenger RNA. RefSeq lists its product as uncharacterized. The transcript has 8 exons. The coding region runs from base 102 to 683 and encodes 193 amino acids. The record is from RefSeq and is a predicted model, not a curated record. NCBI's taxonomy places the organism in Eukaryota, Fungi, Ascomycota, Taphrinomycetes, Taphrinales, Protomycetaceae.
CUGCACCGUCUUGCUGCUUGUAGACAACACCUCACUGUCCUUGAGCUGACACACGCUCGAGCCUGUAGGGUCUGAAGGUGCUCGAUCACUCUUCUCAAGACAUGCCGUCCUCUACUCGCGAAGAGGAGUCUCCCACAGACAGUCUCGACGACUACAACAGGCUCGCAGGAUCUAUUGAGCGUAUCGAUACACCAUUAAGAUCCAAGCGCACGUCGCAUGGCUUCUCUAGAACCGAUAGUCCCUCUACAAAGACACUACAACUCGCAAUGGGACUCUGGCCACGAACGCCAUUACGCGAUGCCACAUGGAACAACAUCACUGCACAUGCACGGACGACGGUCAUUUACAACUUGGAAAAGGCUGUCUCUGUGCUGGGACGAGCUCAUGGACAUUGGAUUGCCUUGAAUAUCUGCCAGCACCACGCGAAGGUGGUGAAUGAAGCGGUGAAAGUGUCUCUAGAGACUACUACUGCUGCUUCUUCCCAAGACGAUGAUGUCAGCCACGAGCACGACGUUGCCCAUGGAGUGUCAUCUGCUCGCGUCGAUAACGAGAAUACCCGCUGCGAGACACCCGCUUCCGUCCUGUCUGAAGACGAUGAUAUUGACGAGGCUGCAUCGAGAGUUUUGCAGCCAACUUUGUCUCAGCACAAUGUGAGCCUUUUAUGCGGAGCAGACAUUGGCUAAUAGCGUCAAGCAAACAAGAGCUAUCAUGUUUCCAAGAAGUCAAGCAAAGAUCGAUCUGCCUCCUCGUCUCGCAAGGUUUGCAAUUCUGCUACUCCUACCAUGACAUACUAACGAUGCAAUUUUAGUUUGGAAGAACAUCAAAGCUAUCACGCAGAGCACAGGAUGCUGAGCAAGGCAGCGCUACUCUAAUCAAGGGAAAGACUGCAGCAUCACAAGCAAAAAAGGCGCGCAAGUCUGCCAAGAAGGCCAAGAAAGCGGCA